Molecule: messenger RNA, 1221 nt
Organism: Dujonia railenensis
Lineage: Eukaryota; Fungi; Ascomycota; Pichiomycetes; Serinales; Debaryomycetaceae
Source: the annotation of a GenBank genome assembly
AUGUUGGAAUCGCUACAGGCAGACUUCGAGCCUUCAGAGGUCACCUUAUUAAAAGACACAUCAUUUACACCCUUGUUGGGAGAAAAUCCGAUUCUAGCAUCUGCAUUAUCAAAUAUAUUCCCAUAUUUAUUGUUAAUUGACAAUUUUUUGGAGCUAGUAACAUGGACGAAUGAUGAUCCGUAUCAGAAUUUCUUAAUGGUUGUCAUUUACUCAACAAUAGUUCUCUAUUGGCAAAUAUGCAGUGUGUUGAUACUCCCGUUAAUAUGUUCAACGUUGUUCAGCAUAUUGGUGUGGUCCAUUUCCUCAGUAAUCAAUGAUUCCAAAUUCAAUGAAAAGCCGACCAUAGAUGAAGUCUUGCAUAGUUUACAUAACAUCACAGUUCGUUUUGAAUUGCUAUUAAGACCUGUAAAGCAUUUCACCAUCACUAAAAAGACAUUGCUAGUGAUAUUCUUCAUGACUUCUAUCCUCACACCUGUUCAUGUUUUCUUAGUCACCCAUGUUUUCCCACCACAGAAGUUUUUAUGGCUCUUUGGUGUAUUUAUGUUAACUUAUCACUCACCUUGGUCUUUUUCGACCAGGAGAUUACUUUGGAGAUCCGUAUAUGUGAGAAUAAUCGCUUUUUAUUUAACUGGAUUAGAUAUUAAAUUGGAUAGAAGAAACCAGAAUCAUCACUUACCUGUAUCAAGGAUACACAGCCCUUCUGUCAGUGAGGCUGAAGAAGACGAUGCUAAGUAUAACCACAAGCAGAAAUUACAGUUGUUAAGUGACUUUAAAAUUUUGAAAAAAAUAGUUGCAUCCCCAACCCAGUUAAAGCAAAUUGUGUUAUUUGAAAUAUUGGAAAAUGAACGUAGAUGGUUGGGCCUCGGCUGGACUUCAUUCUUGUUGCCUAAUGAAAGACCAAACUUUUGCUAUCAGCAAUCUAUGAUGACGUCUCCUCAUGUUCAGGGAGCAGCAGUUGAUGGACAUGAGAGCAACGAUAAAUUCCCCUUCCCUGUGUUUGAAAAUGAUUUGUAUUCAUACCUGUGGGACUGGUUGGACGAGAGUUGGUCGAUUGACAAAGAAUUCAAUAAAGGUAAAGACGCAGAAGGAUGGAGCUAUUUUGAUAACAAUUGGUUAAAUCAAGCUUACGAGGAUGGAAUUACGAAGUAUACUAGGUCUAGAAAAUGGAUUAGAAGGGCCGUUUUGAUAAUAGAUAAAAGGAACGAAGUAAAUGAUAAUUAA